CGCAGAUAUACGGCAAAUGUAACCUUCAAAUGUUAAAUUUCCACCGGCUGGACGGGUGAGGCACUUAAGGUGUCAGCCAACAGCUCUGGAGGACUUGGGAUUGCUUUGUGGGCAAUCUGUCCCAGACGUGUCGAGCCAAAUCUCUCUCCAUUCAUUGGUUCCAUAGAGAGCCUGGCUGACCCCAAAACGAACCUGGAAAAAGGGUCCUCUUAGUUCCCACAAGUGGUGGAAAGAGCCAAAAAUUAAGGAAAUAAAAAAUAUCGUAUUAACUUUUGAAUUGUUACCAUAAUUUGAUCUGCAACAUUAUUUAAUUUUUAUCUUGAUAAUGGCAAUAUAGUGUUUUUAUUUAAAAAAUUAAAUCGUAAUAUUAUUAAUUAUCUGUACAUAAAAAGUUACUAAAAAAAUUUAUUUCAGCCGGAAUGGGUGCAACUAUAGGCGCAACAGCAUGUAUCUUAUCAAAUUUGAGAAAAAAAGAUGAUCAUUAUAAUUAUUUUAUUGGUGGUUUAGCAGCUGGUGGUAUUUAUGGAAAAAUGUUUAAUUCUUUUCCACGAGGCAUAAAAAUGGCCAUGCUCCUAGCAGUAUUUUUUUCUGCAAAGAAAUAUUCUCUAAUGCAAGGUUGGAGUUGGAAUAUCGAGGAUAAUGUGACUCCUAUGAAAGGUCACGAACGACCAGAUUUAUUGGAUUUUAGUAUUUUGAAAGAUCCUGGUCCCUCUGUUCGUAGAACAUUUGACGGUUUGCGAUGAAAGAAAGUAAUGGCUUCUUUCAUAAAUUGUAAGGCACUGGAAAUUACAAGUAUGGUAAAUAUUUGAUAGAAAUAAGUAAGGAAUUGUACCAAAACUUAGUUUUGUUAGAAGUAUACAAUAAACAGAAAUAAAUAUGUAAA
Messenger RNA from Centruroides sculpturatus (bark scorpion), 883 nucleotides. Its product is annotated as NADH dehydrogenase [ubiquinone] 1 alpha subcomplex subunit 11-like. NCBI's taxonomy places the organism in Eukaryota, Metazoa, Arthropoda, Arachnida, Scorpiones, Buthidae. Bases 420 to 743 code for a protein of 107 amino acids. Gene Ontology annotation, biological process: mitochondrial respiratory chain complex I assembly. The transcript has 2 exons. The record is from RefSeq and is a predicted model, not a curated record.